CCAUUAUUGACCGGGCCGCUAGUCUUUUCUUGGACGUCGCCAACAUUGUUGUCCAUCGCAACAGCAGCAUUGCUCGCGACCACGACAUCAACGGUAGCAACCGGCAGAAGAGAGUUCCAUCCCAUCCCGUUGCCAGCAAUCAUCAUCAUCACCAUCGGCAUUUACUACGUCAGUUCAGUUCCAAAUACCGGUACCCAGUAUCUCUUUGCCCUGCAUUCCCAGCCUCUCUUGUCAGCUUGUCUGGGUUCUUGCGACCAGACCUCUUCGUUUGUCCCGCCAAGCACCACGCAGUCGAGACAUUCCAGCACCGCUACCCCUCGCCAAUUGAGACAUUCCUGGGCCAUCGCGACAGACAGACCGCAGCGGUGCAACGUCUGCGACACGGCCCAACCUCCAACGCUUGCACCCAACUGCCGAUCCGACGGUUGUGUGAGAAAAAGUUCCGACUCGAAAGUUCGCCCGCUCGCCCUGCCUGUCCACGUUUCCAUCAGUUCAUGGCGAGCCAUCCGACGUAACCCAGCCCUCCUGCCUAGACAGCCCAUCGGCUUUACCCUCCUAUUACCGCCCAGGAGAGAAAGAAUUCGACGGCACUUUCCACCACAUGCCGCGGUCAGCAAUCGCGUAGGCCCGACGCUGCAGAAACCAGGUCUUGGCCUGUUCUCUCACAUUAAGAAGCUCUCUUAUACCCUCAAAGCGCACCCACAGCCACGACUCGACGAAUUUACUCCUGUUGCAAUACCUCCCUCGCUGCCGCGCCGUUACCAGGGAUCCCUCUCCUAA
Messenger RNA from Colletotrichum orchidophilum, 780 nucleotides. RefSeq lists its product as uncharacterized. Lineage: Eukaryota; Fungi; Ascomycota; Sordariomycetes; Glomerellales; Glomerellaceae. The annotation marks the transcript as partial. The record is from RefSeq and is a predicted model, not a curated record. The transcript has a single exon.